CGUUGAAAACCCCCAUAUAUGGGCUUCUAUAUAUGGAAUAGUACGUAUUAAAUACUAAUACAUAUUAUUUUAGGUAUAGCCUACAAAAGAAAAAUCUGAAUUCUAAAAUUCUUGGAUGUAUAUAAUAACAACACACCGACCUCUUCCUUCUCAAAUUUCUAACUCUCUCUCUCACACACUAAACCCAAAAACACACAAAAACCAAAUUUUAUUUCCUUCUCUAUAGCUCAAAUCUUCUCACCAAAUCACCUCUUUCGUUCACACUUUAUUAUCAACCCUCUAUUUAUAAAAUCACAAGGACUCAAUUCCAAGAAAAUGGAACGUGACAGCUGCCGGAGAUUUCAAGAUUCGCCGGCGCAGGCAACGGAGAGAAGAAGAGUGAAGAAUCAUCCAAAGAAGAAAAGAGCCAAAGAAGACGAUGAUAACGAAAAGGUCGUCUCGAAGCAUCCAACGUUUCGAGGUGUCAGAAUGAGACAAUGGGGGAAAUGGGUUUCUGAAAUAAGAGAGCCAAAGAAGAAAUCAAGAAUCUGGCUCGGUACCUUCUCAACUGCCGAGAUGGCGGCGCGUGCUCACGACGUGGCUGCUUUAGCCAUCAAAGGCGGUUCAGCCCAUCUCAACUUCCCGGAGCUAGCUUACCACCUCCCUAGACCAGCUAGUGCCGACCCUAAAGACAUACAAGCCGCCGCAGCAGCAGCUGCAGCCAUUAAUGACAUGGAGGUAGAGACGUCACCGUCGCCGUCACCAACUGUUACCGAUACGUCAUCUCCGACUAUGACAGCCAUAUCCGACGACGCGUUCUCCGAUCUCCCCGAUCUCUUGCUCGACGUGAACCACAAAAUCGACGGCUUCUGGGAAUCUUUCCCCGACGAAGAGGAACCCUUCCUCUCUCAAAGUUACUAGAAACUCAAAACGUUGUCGUUUUUGUAUGUAUUUUCUCUUUUUUUUUUUUCUUUUUUUUUUUGUCAUCUGAACAAAUUUUUGACGUUGAUAAUCCAAAUUGUAUUGACAAAAUUCCAAAUUUGUAUGAUUUUGAUUAGUCGUUUUUUUCUAAGAUAUUCGUAAGUGGGAAAAUGUGUGAUAUAUAUAUGAAAUGUAAGUAAAACGUUACUAUUUGUUUUGCUGCCAGAAGAAAGAAAAAUAUGAAGGUCAGUGAUGAGUCAGUGACAAUUGACAAAGUCCCAUGUUUGUUUGUAG
Molecule: messenger RNA, 1194 nt
Organism: Capsella rubella
Lineage: Eukaryota; Viridiplantae; Streptophyta; Magnoliopsida; Brassicales; Brassicaceae
Product: ethylene-responsive transcription factor ERF038
Exons: 1
Coding region: 316-900 (194 amino acids)
Biological process (GO): regulation of DNA-templated transcription
Molecular function (GO): DNA binding; DNA-binding transcription factor activity
Source: RefSeq, a predicted model, not a curated record